Molecule: messenger RNA, 761 nt
Organism: Paramisgurnus dabryanus
Lineage: Eukaryota; Metazoa; Chordata; Actinopteri; Cypriniformes; Cobitidae
Source: RefSeq, a predicted model, not a curated record
UUCUCUACUUGACUUUACAUCACAACACUGUCAGAUUGUUGUUGUGUUGUUAUUUCAGACAUCUCAAGAAAAUGUUUCUCAUGUUUGUUUUUCUCUCUUUGUGCUUCACUUCUCUGAAUGGUGUGUUUGGUGAUGAAGUGAAGUCAGUGUCAGUGACGGAGGGAGAUUCUGUUACUCUACACAGUAAUAUUACAGAAAUACUGAGCGCUCAUCUCAUACUAUGGAAAACUCAAGGGUCUCUCAUAGCCAGAAUCAAUAGAGAAGCCAACAAGACCUCAAUAUAUGAUGAAGAUUUUGAUGGGAGAUUCAGAGACAGACUGCAGGUGAAUAAUCAGACUGGAGAUCUCAUCAUCACAAACAUCACAACUCAACACACUGGACUUUAUCAAAUAAUCAUCACCAGCAAGCUGACGUUGUCACACACAUUCAAUGUUACUGUCUAUGCUUGUCUGCCUGUUCCUGUCAUCACCAGAGACUUUUCACAAUGUUCAUCAUGUGUGUUGUUGUGUUCAGUGUUGAAUGUGAGAGAUGUGAGUCUGUCCUGGUACAAAGGAAACAGUUUAUUGUCCAUCAUCAGUGUGUCUGAUCUCAACAUCAGACUCUCUCUACCUCUGGAGGUUGAAUAUCAGGAUACAAACACAUACAGCUGUGUGGUGAACAAUCCUCUCACAAACCAAACUCAACAUCUUAACAUCAAUGAUGUCUGUCAAAUAUGUUCAGGUACAACAGCUGUGAUUAUUUGCAUUUAUUCAAUGGGCUGA